Molecule: messenger RNA, 991 nt
Organism: Pocillopora meandrina
Lineage: Eukaryota; Metazoa; Cnidaria; Anthozoa; Scleractinia; Pocilloporidae
Source: the annotation of a GenBank genome assembly
AUGGGCAUCGUACAAUAUCUUCAUGUGGUGCUGUUUGUAUUGAACUUCACUCUCCACACUGUGGCACAGACAGCAGUAAAUUGUCAAAACUUCAAGUUUGUUAUCGAUGAAAAUGUCUCCUACAACCACAUUUUUGAGGGUCACGUAUUUCGAAGAUUGACAGUCUGUGGCGCCGCUCAGUGUCACGUGAAGUGUAAAGAUGACUGCUUGUGUGUCUCCAUGAAUUAUUUUCCACAGUCUCGUGAAAAUAACUGUGAGCUUAAUGAUGCUAACAAAGACAUGGAGCCAGCGGCAAUGAAAUGGAGGAAAGGAGGGAAUUAUUAUGAUUUAGUGAGAAAUUUCACGGUAAAGGUUAGCUAAAAUUGUUUAUAUAUAACUUUCUUCCCCGGCACAUGAAUUGGUUAAGUAACAGCUCAGACAUUUAUCCUUUCACUCAUCCUUUAUUCAUGCAGGUUGCUCAGAUGCAUGCAUUAACUAAAUUCAAUGGGCUUCCAUAGUAAAAGGCAUCAAAAGAAAUCGUAGGCUAAUGAAAUGCUAAAUUUUGCUGUAGGGUGGAGACAAAGACAUCUCGGGGAAGCAUCGCUGCAUCAACAGAUGCUGCAGACCCAAUCCUUGUCUCAACGGAGGGGUAUGUCAGGAGAUCUGUGACACCCACGGCAUCCGCUUUUCUUGUGGCUGUCCCAACAAAUAUACUGGUCAGCGGUGUGAGAGGACAAAGCUGAAGAGUUGUGAGGACAUCGUCAAGUACGGUGCCUUGACAUCAGGAGAAUACGAGAUCUUUAAUUCAAACAAUGACCCGUUUUCUGUUUACUGUGACUUGCAGUCUGAACCAAGUUUUGUAUGGACACUGAUACAAUCGUUUUCCUUGGCUAAAAAAGAUACCUUUGAGAAUAAACCUUUUGGCGUAAAUUUUGAGAUUAAUAAUGACAAAAAAAAAAGUGGAUUGGAACGGGUACCGAUUAUCCUUAUCACAGAUGAAGUCUCUUGCUGA